UGGAUUUGAUAGAUAAAUUAAGAAAAACUGCUAUAAAUAAAUACUCUGGCUACAAAGAUCUUGUUUCAACUUCUAUCUAUAAAACGUCCUCCGAUGUAUCAACUACUAACAAUGAAAUAUUCUCUGAUGUAUCAACUUCUAAAAAUGUAGCAUAUUAUGUAAAAAUCAUUAUUGGAAAUCAAGAAUUCAAAGUUCUAUUAGACACAGGGUCUUCAAAUCUCUGGAUUCCAAAUAAGGAUUGCACCUCCACUACUUGCAAAGACCAUAAUAGAUUUGAUUCAAGUAAAUCGCCAACAUUUAAGCAUGAAGGGAAACCAUGGGCUAUCAAAUAUGGGCUUGGCAAUUCCUCUGGCAUUACCGGAAUAGAUAGUGUCCAAAUUGGAAACAUUACCGCUGAUAAUCAACUUUUUGGUCUCGCUAAUAGUGUAUCUGAUGAUUUUGACUUGGAUGAUUUCGAUGGAAUUUUAGGAUUAGCAUUUGACAAUAUAAAUACUAUGGAUAAUGGAUCAGCAACCUUAAUUUCUACUUUAAUUAAGGAAAAUAAAAUUAACCCAAUUUUUAGCUUUCAUUUCCAACAUGCAUCAGUUGGCAUUGAUCAAGGAACAUUUACAUUAGGUGGAGUUGAUAAAAGUAAAUUUAUUGGUGACAUUACAUUCAAUCCUGUGAUUAAUAAAGCUGGAUUUUGGCAAAUAAAACUUGAUAGUGUACUUCUUAAUGGCACACAAAUGUCUAUUUCUGGUAAGAGUGCAAUCAUUGACACUGGUUCUACAGUUCUUUUCGUACCUUCAGAUGACGCAGCAGCAAUUAAUAAGCAAAUUCCGGGAGCCGAAUUUGAUAAAACAAGAAAUGUUUACACAGUCCCAUGUCCUCCUGAAGAAGGCGGCACUUCUACACCUUCCAUCCCUACACUUACUCUUAGAUUUGGAGGUGUUGAUUAUAUAAUUCCAUCCGAGGAUGUAAUUUUUAAUUCAUUUUUCCAUUGUAUAACAGCUAUUGUUCCCUUAGAUCUUAAGG
Racocetra fulgida is the source of this 1014-nucleotide messenger RNA. The record is from the annotation of a GenBank genome assembly. NCBI's taxonomy places the organism in Eukaryota, Fungi, Glomeromycota, Glomeromycetes, Diversisporales, Gigasporaceae.